AUGGCAUCCUCCUCCACAAACAAGACUUCCGCCAACGCCUCAAGCAGCACCCCAUCCGGCCGCCGCAAGUGGACGUUCGAGCAGUACAUGCAAGUCCGCAUCAUCGCCUGGGAGACCGCCUCAGUUCGUGGUCUCAUCAGCGAUGAGAUCAUCCCCGACAUCUUCGCCGAGCUGAACUCCGAUGCAAAGCGCUUCCCAGUGUCCAACUUGGUCGACCAUCGCACCAAGAACGAGGACACGAACCAAGCGAAGGCGAUGCACCAGGCUUGGCGCACCUGUGGUUGGAAGGGAGUCCCGUACACCGAGGCGGACAAGGAGUUGAUGGUGGAGAUUCGUGAGGCGAUUCGCGAGACUGCUGCGUAUAAGAAGUAUCGCGCUGAGCAGUUGGCGAAGACUGGGGAUAAGGGCGAGGAUGUGGGGGAGCUGGAGGGAGGUGAGGCGGAGAAUGAGGAGUAG
Messenger RNA from Fulvia fulva, 456 nucleotides. RefSeq lists its product as uncharacterized. The transcript has a single exon. The coding region runs from base 1 to 456 and encodes 151 amino acids. The record is from RefSeq and is a predicted model, not a curated record. Lineage: Eukaryota; Fungi; Ascomycota; Dothideomycetes; Mycosphaerellales; Mycosphaerellaceae.